Molecule: messenger RNA, 3175 nt
Organism: Paramisgurnus dabryanus
Lineage: Eukaryota; Metazoa; Chordata; Actinopteri; Cypriniformes; Cobitidae
Gene: errfi1b
Product: ERBB receptor feedback inhibitor 1b
Biological process (GO): regulation of keratinocyte differentiation; negative regulation of epidermal growth factor receptor signaling pathway
Source: RefSeq, a predicted model, not a curated record
UUGUUAAUUUACACUAUAGUAAUCUGUAGUAAUAUCUGGAAACCGUUUACUCUAGUAAAUUCCAAAGUAUUUUAUAAUAUUAGUUUUUAGCUGAUUUUCCAUAAGAAACGAUGCCAUAUAUGUAUCAGUAAACUGUCUCUUUAAGGAAGAGGGCGGGGCUUUCAAGCUGACGUAGAAAACCAUAUAAAUAGUCUCCAGCUCGCGCAGCUUUCCAUGAUGAAAGCGGCAAGUUGCGCGGCAGAGUCUUCCUCACUCACACGUGUGUUGUAUUUGAUUUAUUUUGCUGAAUGAUACGCUGGGAUCUCUCGUCUCGGAAACAUUGGAUAUAAGACAGAUUUAACAAAGAAAAACAAUUAAGAAAUAUAUCACCGGUUUUUAGCUGCUGUAAUAGUGGAGUGUAAAAUCUGUUUUGGUUGCUGAUGGCAAGAGUAUGAAUUCAGGUUUGAGAACUAAAUGUCACUCUUUAAAACAGUAUGGCCUCUGCUCAACCAUACUGGGAUCAACACCAUGACACCAUGGACAGCAGGCUGUGUUUUGCUUCUGAGUCCAUGGAUCACAGCUUGAGAAUGUUUCAGCGAGACACUGGAGCCAUGAGCAUUGAAAGAAGAAUAUCUGGCUCAUGUUCUCCUCCGUGUCUGUCUCCCAAGACUUCAAAUCCUACACAGCUCCACUUUUCCUCCGAGUUCCACCCACCUGCGGGAGACCAGGUUGUACCGUCCUUGCAGAAACUGUCUGUUUAUGAGCACAUACCUCCUUGUUCACCCAGGAGAAGCACCAAGCCCCUCCCUCCUCUCCCGGACAUGGGCGACCUGUCCUCUGAUGAAGCAGAGGACAAUGAAGUGGAGUUCUUCUCCAGCACCCCUGAAAAUCAGUGUCUUUUGCCCGUGCGCUGCUCUAAACCCUCAUCCUUCCAGUACGGCUUUCCAGGCAGGCGCAGUUUCCGAGGAAACGGUCAGAUAAACUUUGCUUACUAUGAAGGUAUACAAGUACACGAGAAGGUGAAGCCUCAGUGGGAGCAGACGGUAACCGAAGACCAAGACAGACCGCAGGAAAGACCCAGGUGCAGACUACACCGCUCCCUUUCUGGACCUGCUGGAUCCUUCAAAACUGCCAACUUCAGGCAGGUUGGUCUUCACCACACCCCCCACAACCACCUACAGGAGAAACCCGAAGUCCCGCCUCGCAUUCCAAUCCGUCCUGGCCCCGGUGAGCGCACUGGUGGCAGACAACCAUCAGCUGAUGAUGAUGAUGAUGAUUAUAUAGACAAACCCCCUAAAGUGCCGCCCAGAGAGCCCAUCCCUCAGCACAUACCACGUGCCGUCAGUCCAAAAAGUCUCCCUAUUUAUGUCAACGGUGUCAUGCCUCCAACUCAGAGCUUUGCGCCGUAUCCCGAGUACGUCAGCAAAGCCCAACAACAGCCGAGCUGCGAGGGAUUGCCAGCUCCUCGUACCCCUUGUAUUUUGCCCAUCAUUGAAGAUGGGAAGAAAGUCAGCAGCACCCAUUACUUCCUCCUCCCCCAUCGGCCCGGAUACUUGGACAAGUUUGAAAGGUUUUUCAAAGAGGCGGACUCUGCUCCUAGUGGUUAUAAACCUAAGUGGAACAGUUAGAAUUCAGAGGAUAGACAUUAAGGCUAGACAAAAAUGCAUAUAUUGGAUUUUGGAAGGAAUUCUUGCAGUGUUCCACAUUACCUGCCUUUAGCGAUUGGACAGUAUGUUCUUGGACUUGCUCGCAAAAAAGACUAAAGAUUGAUAGUUUACCACUGCUGGAAACUGCAGGGCAGCUCUGCUGGAAGUGUAAUUUAUGAAUGAUGUGUCAAAGUGUGUGUGUGUUUUGUAUUAGAUUUAAGCGUGCAGUAUCCAUUUAUGAAGGAAUGAGAUAAUCUGUUACACUUUAACACUGUAGGGUACCCUACAUAUAAGCUGGUCUUAUUGUGAAUUUAAAUGAAAAUUGUCCCUGUUAAGACCAUGCAUAAAAAUUACAUUUUAUUACGGAAACGUUUAAAGGGAUAGUUCACCCAAAAAUGAAAAUCCUGACAUUUACUCACCCUCAUUUUGUUUUAAGCCUGCAUUAGUUUCUUUAUUCUGUUGAGAAACAAAAGAUAUUUUGAUAAAUAAUGGUUACAACACAGUUGACGGUACCAAUUGACUUAAAUGUGUUGUUCCUUACUAGACACAUCUGUGUUAUUCUAGAAACAACACAUUUUGUGCUCUCCCUUAUAUUUAUUUGAACACAAAAUCAACACAAAAUGACAAAUAAUGUAUUAAAUAGAGUAACACAAAAAAGUGUAAAAAAUGUAUAAAUGCUUUCUUUGAGUGUAUAGUCUGUUUUUUCUACUAUGGAUGUCAAUGGGUACCGUCAACUGUUUGAUGAUUAUCAUCAUUUAUCAAAGAAUUGUGUGUUUGUGUUUAAAACAACAUGAGCGAGAGUAAUGACAGAAUUUUUAUUUUUGGGUAUAUCAUCCGUUUAAGCCUUGUAGUGAGUGAUAGCAUUCAUCUGAAAUAUUAAACCGAGAUACUAAAUAAUUUGAAUAGUUUUAGAUUUUUAGAAAUGUUCAAUGAGAUGUGUUGCAAUCGCACUUUGUCACUUAAUAAUAUAGUGACAAAUGAAAAGGACUCUGCACAGGGGUAAGUAUUCAGGUCUUUAUGUGAAGAUCAAUUGAUGCCUUAUUGUGCACUGUCGCUUUGCUUUUUUUGACCAUUCAGAUGUGACACCAAUGAAUUGAUCAUUUGAUUUGAUUUAAGUUUGCUUAAAAAACCCUUUUCUUCAGUCAUGUAUGUUACACGAGCUGUAAAGCCACUGCCUCAUCUGGAGUCUAAAGCGAGGAUGCUGGAUGUAAAUGAGUUGACAAAUGGUAUUUUCCUGUGUAUUCCUACCUGUUUACCAUGAAGUUGUUUUACUGCAUUUGUUUCAUGUGUUUCUAACCAAGUUAUUGUUCUUUCUGUCUAUUUGACUUUUUUUUAGAAUCUUACAAUUAUCAAACCAAUAACUGUUUACAGAUUAUUAUUAUUAUUAUUGUUGUUGUAGCUAUUGUCCGACAGAAUUUACCUUUCUGUUUAAUGGUAAUGUUAACUGACCUUUGUCUCAACCACAGAGGAUGUAUUUCUGUGUACAGUAUUGGUGUAGUUUUUCACACCAUAAAUCUAUUUAAGUAAAUAAAAUAACUUAUUUAUAGACA